AUGCCCACCGCCGCCACCAUGGCCACCACCUCGACGCCGCAACAACGCUCCAUCGAACUCGUCGUCGACAAAGGCCCGACCGCCGUCCCUGCACCGCCGUCCUCGCAAUCCCAAGAUGCCCUCGCAAAAGCCCAUGCAGCACCGACCGAGUCCCAGGCCGAAUCACAGACCAGCCAGCCCUCCCGCUCCCGCCGAGGACGCAAGUGGUCCCCGCCCUCGUCGUUGCAGGAUCACUUCCGCCGCAAAGGCUACCUCUCGGUCACCGAGCUCACCUCGCCCUCGUGGUGCGAGUACAACUACCAAUACUCGGUCAUCGGCGCCCUCUCCACCCUCCCCGCAUCCCAGCGACCCGCCGCCAUCACCACGCCCGAUGGCGCCACCUUGCAGCCCUCGCUCGCCGUCCUCGAGGAAAAGGAGCGCGUCCUCGACAAGGGCAAGGCCGUACACGCCCAGCUCGAGUGGGAGGCACAGCCCGGCGAGGCCGUCCAGCUCGACACGUCCACAAAGGAAGACUCGUGGGCCGCCAGGCUGCUCGACACCUGGUGCAAGCUGCAGUGGCUCAAUCGCGGUGGCGCCGCUCGCGAGCUCGAACUUUGCGGCUGGAUCCAGGGCGAGCUUGUCCGCGGCGUCGUCGACGAGGUCGUCCGCAGGCCCCUUGACCAGGGCGCACCAGGCGGUGUUGCCGACACGGUCGACGGCGAGGCAGCCGAGGCCAAGCAAAAGGUGUGGGCCAGCCAGGAGGAGUGGAAGCGCGAACAGCGGCGCAAACCCAAGAAGGCCAAGGCGGCCGAGGACCAGGCCGAUGCCAAGUUCAAGACGACCAAACUCGAGGGCUUCGGCUUCACCCCGCCGGGAAAAAAGACCGAUGCCAAGGGGACAGCGGACCCCGCCGUCAGCUCGUCGCAGCUGGCCGGUGCCAAAGGUAUCGCGGACACCGCCGGCAGCUCGUCUCAGUCAACGUCCGCCGACGCUUCUCCGGGCCCCGCGUCCCAACUGGCACCUGCCGGAGAGUCGGCCCUUGCCUCCGCGGCGCCGAUGCAGAUGGCAUCUGCUGAGCCAUCGCAGGACGCCGAGAUGCUCGUCACGAACGACGGCAAAGGCUGGGGCUACUUCCUCUCCGACACCAAGACGCGGGUGUCGCCCUUUCUGCCCGCCGAGCAGGACCAGGCGCAGGCUCGGCGGCAGUGCAUGAUCUACAAGCGCUUGUUCGACGGCAUGUGCCUAGGUGCGCUCGCCUCGCAACGCGGGCAGGCCCCCUCGCAGUCCGAGAUGAGCUUCGAUCCUCACGCCACGCCCAUCGACUGGAUUGCGACGCUCGAGUCGCUCUCCCUGUCGCCCCACGAGACGCUCUCGUCCGGAUUCCUCGCCUCCGCCCUCCCUUUGGCCGAGAGCUGGGGCUGCGACCUCUUUGCCCUCCCUGCCCUCCGUUCCGGCGGCGACGGCGCGGCCGCCUCGGAGGGAUGCACGCUCUCGGACAUUGUCGCGCUUCUCGAGCGGGGACUGUGCGACCUGGUCGACGACGCCCGGCGGGGCAGCUCACUCUCGACUGCGAAUGCGACGGCCACUGAGGAACCGCGUGGGCCGCCUGCCGACGACGCGACGAGCGCGGCGCCCCCUACUCCAGCCACUCCCGCCACGCCGGGGCCGCCGCCGCACGAGGUGAUGCAAAGCACGCUGACGCUGAGCUACAUCCACCAGCCCAGCACGCUCAACCGCCAGGGCAAGCGGCAUCCGAGCCGUGGCGGCAGCAAGCAGAAGCCCAAGCAGCCGAGGCGCUACCUCGGCCACGUGUCGUUUGCGCACGACGCAGACGGGCUGCAGGCGUUUUUGGUCGACGCGCUCGAGCUGUGGCGCGGCUCGAGGGCGCUUCGCGGCGUCACGCCGGCCGAAACUAGGCGGUGCUGGCACUGCGUGUGGCAGGAAGGCUGCGAGUGGCGCCAGAAGAUGGCCGACGAGGUCGACGAGCGCAUCCGGACGAGGAAGGGCCGAGUGGAGGCGCAGGGCGGUGCUGCUCCUGCUGUCGCUGCUGCUGCUGUUCCUGCUGCUGCGGCGGCGACGGCGACGGCAGAGGUGCAAGUCGAGCUCGAGAUGCAGGUCGACGUCGACGUCCGGGACGACACAGCGAGGGUCGAAGGCGACGACGACGAGCUGUGGUCGCAGUUUUCCGACAUAUCGGCUUCGGAGCUCGCCGAUCUCUAG
This is a messenger RNA of Pseudozyma flocculosa PF-1, 2199 nucleotides long. RefSeq lists its product as uncharacterized. The record is from RefSeq and is a predicted model, not a curated record. NCBI's taxonomy places the organism in Eukaryota, Fungi, Basidiomycota, Ustilaginomycetes, Ustilaginales, Ustilaginaceae. The coding region runs from base 1 to 2199 and encodes 732 amino acids. Gene Ontology annotation, molecular function: single-stranded DNA 5'-3' DNA exonuclease activity. The transcript has 2 exons. Gene Ontology annotation, biological process: interstrand cross-link repair. Gene Ontology annotation, cellular component: nucleus; mitochondrion.